Erigeron canadensis is the source of this 1983-nucleotide messenger RNA. RefSeq names its product signal peptide peptidase-like 3. Gene Ontology annotation, cellular component: lysosomal membrane; lumenal side of endoplasmic reticulum membrane; cytoplasmic side of endoplasmic reticulum membrane. The record is from RefSeq and is a predicted model, not a curated record. The transcript is spliced from 14 exons. Gene Ontology annotation, biological process: membrane protein proteolysis. Gene Ontology annotation, molecular function: aspartic endopeptidase activity, intramembrane cleaving. Bases 204 to 1781 code for a protein of 525 amino acids. Lineage: Eukaryota; Viridiplantae; Streptophyta; Magnoliopsida; Asterales; Asteraceae.
CUCUGCAUCAAUCAAUCAAUAACAUAUAUAUAUAUACAAGAUGGAUAUCUGUAUCUAUUUGUGAUCGUCAUCCAUCAGUCAACCAAUAAUUAUAUCUGUAUCUAUUAAAUCCCUCCUCAUCAAGGGAGGGGAAAGAAAGAGUGUUGAUUUCAUACAAUUAGAAACAUAUACAUGCAUGUAUCAUCAUAAAUAAAUCAUUAGUGAUGGAUCUCCACAGCAUUAGCAGCAGCAGCAGUAGCAUUCUUAUUAUUUACUUAAUAAUUAUUACAUCCAUAGCAUUAAACCUCACUGCAGCAACAGCAGAUGGAUCUUCUUCAUGUGAUAACAUUUCCGUAUCAGUAAAAAUCAAAAUUUGGGUGGAUGGUAUUGAAGGCCAAACAUUGGAGGGUCUAAGUGCCACAUUUAGUGCAAAAAUUCCUGAAACUGCUAAUGGACUUUCUAGACUGUCUGCUGUAGUAGCAAAUCCCUCAAAUUGCUGUUCCAAUUUGUCCUCUGAGUUAUCCGGCUUUACGGUCUUUGCCCGUCGUGGUGAUUGUGACUACUUGGUUAAAGCGGAAGUGGCACAGGCGGCAGGUGCUGCAGGCCUGGUGGUCAUAAAUGAUAGUGAAGAUAUUGUGGAGAUGAGUUGCAGUGAGAAAAAUGCAUUGAACAUAAGUAUUCCUGUUGUAAUGAUCUCAAAGCAUGAUGGGGAUGCUUUAAAUAAAUCUCUAUCAGGAGGAGGCAAAGUGGAACUUCUAGUAUAUGCACCUGAGAGCCCACUCAUUGACCCUGGAGCAGCCUUUUUAUGGUUGAUGGCUGUUGCAACAGUAGUAUGUGCAUCACUUUGGUCCAAUAUCACCAAAAGUACAGACAGCAAUGAGCCCUAUGAUGCGCUCUCACCAAAGCCUAAUGAUGAGGAGAAUGAAAUUAUUGAGAUGAGUACAACAAGCGCUGUAGUAUUUGUCAUUACAGCAUCAACCUUUUUGGUGCUGCUCUAUUUCUUUAUGUCAUCAUGGUUUAUAUGGGUGCUCAUCGUAUUUUUCUGCAUUGGUGCUGUUGAGGGUAUGCAUUCUUGUAUAGUGGCACUGAUUAAAAGAAAAUGUAGAAACUGUGGUCAAAAGACGGUCAACGUACCACUUUUUGGGACAACUACUGUUAUGUCUCUAUUGGUACUUCUAUUUUGUGUAGCAUUUGCAAUUUUCUGGGUAUGGACUCGGAAGGAAUCAUAUUCAUGGGCCGGCCAAGACGUUUUAGGAAUAUGUUUGAUAAUAACAGUGUUGCAGUUAGCCCAACUACCCAAUAUCAAGGUUGCUACCGUGCUCCUUUGUUGCGCAUUUUUGUAUGACAUCUUCUGGGUCUUUAUAUCGCCUCUUUUCUUCCAUGACAGUGUUAUGAUUUCGGUUGCUCAAGGUGAUAGCAGUAGUGGAGAAUCAAUUCCUAUGGUUCUGAGGUUUCCACGGCUCUUUGAUCCUUGGGGUGGAUAUAGUGUGUUGGGUUUUGGGGAUAUACUUUUUCCAGGCCUGCUUCUAUCAUUUACUGUUAGAUUUGACAAUGCAAAAAAGAGGACAUGGCAGGAUGGAUAUUUUGUGUGGCUAGCAAUCGGCUAUGCAUGUGGCCUCUCGCUAACCUACUUAGCAUUGUACCUGAUGAACGGGCAUGGUCAACCUGCUUUGCUCUAUCUUGUUCCUUGUACCCUAGGGACUUGUAUCAUAUUGGGUUGGGUAAGAGGUGAACUAAAGGAGCUUUGGUAUUAUGAUGCAAAUGAAUCCAAGCAUACCUUAAUAGGAGAAGAAGCAGCUUGAUCCGUAUCAUGUAUACUUGUGCUGGUUAUCACAAAGAGCAUUGUUUUGUGUUAGCUACUGCUUCAUGUGUAUUUAUACUGUGUAGUACUGUCCUUAAUUUGGUUAUUUUUUUUAAACGUUUUAAACUAUACGUAGCUUCAAACUCUUUAAAUUACUUACUUUCUGUUGAUCUUAGUUAUAUAAUUUGGAGAAUUGUGUUUUA